CGCGCCCUCUUGUGCCUGCGUCACCCAAAGACGGAAGUAUGGCGGCGGCCGCUUUGAAGGGAAAGUUCGUGGUGGUGGGAGGUGGAAUAGCUGGAGUCACCUGUGCAGAGCAACUGUCGCUGCAGUGUCCCGCUGAGGUGGUGUACCUCUUGACGGCAUCUCCGCUUGUUAAGGCUGUGACGAAUAUAAAGCAGGUCUCCCGGACCCUGGAGGAGUUUGAUGUGGAGGAGCAGACGAGCAGCGCCCUGCAGUCUCAGUAUCCGAAUAUCAAAGUUGUGCACUCAGCAGUGAAGGAGUUAAAGGCGGAUAAACAGGUGCUGAUCACAGAGGAUGGCACAUGUUACAGCUACGAGCAGCUGUGUGUGUGUGCUGGAGCCCGGCCCCGGCUCAUUGUGGAGGAGAAUCCAUAUGUGCUCGGUAUCCGUGAUACAGACAGCGCCCAGAUGUUCCAGCAGCAUCUGACCAAGGCGCGGCGGGUGCUGGUCGUGGGGAACGGCGGGAUAGCGCUGGAGCUAGUCUACGAGAUGGAAGGAUGCGAAGUUGUCUGGGCCAUUAAAGAUAAAUCCAUCGGAAACACGUUCUUUGACGCCGGCGCCGCAGAGUUUCUCAUUCCACAACUAAAUUCUGAGAAACCGCAGACCCCCCUGACUUGCAGAAGAAUGAAAUACACCACGGAGGGGGGCGCAGGGCAGGAGGACAGCUGGCUCGGCAGCGCUCUGGGUCCGGACUGGCAUGAAGGGAUGAAUCUCAAAGCCUGUCAGGAGAUCUCGCGCUGCGUCCACAUCGAGGCAGAAUGCGAGGUUCAGAGGAUCCUCCUUCACCAGGACUUCAAGGCCUUAAAUAUUCCAUCAUUACCUGUGUCUAGAGGCAUGAAAGACGGCGCCACCUCUGACCCAGCUGAUUGGCCGGUAUACGCUGAACUGACCAAUGGUAAAAUCUACGGUUGUGACUUCAUCGUCAGCGCCACUGGGGUGUUCCCCAACGUUGAGGCGUUUGUCAGUGGAAAUAAUUUUGAUUUAGGAGACGAUGGAGGACUGAGGGUCGAUGAUCACAUGAGGACAUCGGUGAAGAACGUGUAUGCAGCUGGGGAUGUAUGUACCGCUGGCUGGACGCCCAGCCCCCACUGGCAGCAGAUGAGGCUCUGGACUCAGGCGCGGCAGAUGGGCUGGUAUGCCGCAAAGUGUAUGGCGGCUGACCGACUGGACGAAGCUAUCGACAUGGAUUUCUGCUUUGAACUCUUCGCCCACGUCACGAAAUUCUUCAACUAUAAGGUGAUCUUGUUAGGCAAGUACAAUGCGCAGGGUCUGGGCACCGAUCACGAGCUGCUGCUGCGCUGCACCAAGGGCCAGGAGUAUGUGAAGGUGGUAAUGCAGAACGGACGCAUGAUGGGAGCAGUGUUAAUUGGAGAGACCGACCUGGAGGAAACGUUUGAGAACUUGAUUCUGAAUCAGAUGGAUCUGUCAGCGUACGGAGAGGAUCUGCUGGAUCCCAACAUUGACAUUGAAGACUACUUUGAUUAGAAGAGACAGUGAUGACACAGUCCAUUGUUUACAGGUGUCCAUUUGGGGGAAAGGGGAGGUUCAUGUUUGUACUCCUCGCUCCUGGAGGGGGCGCCACUGCUCUGGUGAGCUAUAGCCUGAGCCAUAUCAGCAGAGAUUGAUUGACCUGGACGGCCCCGAUUUCUUCUUUCCCCGCCUGUGGUUCCUCCUUCAUGUUUUAUCUUGAGUGUACAAUGACAUCUCUCCUGGGAGGGAGAAGCUGUGAGCAUCAGGGGUUCAAAUGAUGUGGCUAAACUGCGCAGGAUAUACUGCAGGUUUAUGGUGUGGUUACGUGUCUAGUUUUUAGUUUUAACCGUGUACCUGAUAAAGACAUCACAAAACGGA
Messenger RNA from Bufo gargarizans (Asiatic toad), 1883 nucleotides. It is a transcript of the gene PYROXD1, whose product is annotated as pyridine nucleotide-disulphide oxidoreductase domain 1. Lineage: Eukaryota; Metazoa; Chordata; Amphibia; Anura; Bufonidae. The transcript is spliced from 12 exons. Gene Ontology annotation, molecular function: flavin adenine dinucleotide binding; oxidoreductase activity. Bases 39 to 1520 code for a protein of 493 amino acids. The record is from RefSeq and is a predicted model, not a curated record.